AUGUUUAAUUUAUCUAAUAUUCAAAAAGAAAUUUAUCCAUAUAACUAUUUCAAUAAGAUUAAUAUUGAAAAUAAUAUUGGUACUAAAUUAGAAGCCGAUAAAAAUGAAAUAAAACCAUGGACUGAAGAACAAUUUGAACUAUUUAAUGAAAAUAUUGAUAAAAUUGAGAAUUGUAGAAUUGAUGAAUUUCAUUUAGAUAUGAAAGCUUAUUAUGUUUUCUACUGUAAUCAAGACGUUAGAAUCUUAAAACAAGAUAAUUUAAAAGAAUAUGGUGGUAAAGUUAGAGAAUUUAUUCAAGGAGCUAUUUAUGGAGGAAGAUGUAUGACUAGAGAUAAUAAAAAGUGGCAUAUAACAUAA
Entamoeba invadens IP1 is the source of this 357-nucleotide messenger RNA. RefSeq lists its product as hypothetical. Lineage: Eukaryota; Evosea; Mastigamoebida; Endamoebidae. The coding region runs from base 1 to 357 and encodes 118 amino acids. The transcript is spliced from 2 exons. The record is from RefSeq and is a predicted model, not a curated record.